AUGCUUUUGAGUUUGGCCAGACUUUCUAGGCGACCCGAUACAAGACCUUUAUAUCGCCGUUUGCUUACAAAUCGACGUUUGGAUAUUUUGCAUUUGAGUGAGGUAUUGUCAGAUUCAUUACUCUCGCCUUUUUGCCUUACACUUCUUCAUUUAUUGUUACAACUGGUUUUAUUUAUUAUCUUUACGAAAAACCAAUUAAGAAACAAGAAAGGCGACGUUUGGAAUUUGAAAUUUUACAGGCUCAAUUGGCUGGAUUUAAAUUUAAAGAAGAAAAUAAUUAAAAUGAAUGUUGUUGGAAAGGUCAAAAAAAUUGGAAGCAUUUACAAUGGUGUUGGUGGUCGUUGGAGAAGUAAUUUUAUUUCGGAAUUAGCCCAUACAUUAAUGAGAAAUGAUUUGUCACUUUUUAUUUUUGGUUUUGGAAUUGGAGCUGGAUUAGAAUUAAUUAAAAAUCAUUUAAUUAUUGGACAAGUUUCUUUUUACAAAGUUUUUCGAGAAAAGAAUGUCCCUAGGGAAUUGGAAGGGUUUGAAAAUGAUUUGAAGGAAAGAGAACAAAGAAUUGAAAGUAGUUUGAAAAGAAUGAGAGAAGAAAAUAUGAAAUUAAAUUAA
Messenger RNA from Meloidogyne enterolobii, 606 nucleotides. NCBI's taxonomy places the organism in Eukaryota, Metazoa, Nematoda, Chromadorea, Rhabditida, Meloidogynidae. The record is from the annotation of a GenBank genome assembly.